GCGGCGGCUGCCGAGAUUGGAAUCCGCCUGCUGGCGCUCGGCGAAGGAGGAGCGAGGAGGGAGGAGGGCGAGGAGGGCGGGGAGGGCGGGCAGGAAGGCUCGGACUCCGGCGUGUCCGUCCGCGCGAGACGAGGAUCGUACGGCCGCGCGAGGGGCGACCGGGCUGGGGCCGCUGCACGCCCCGGGCGGAGGCCGAGCCGGGCCCCCUGCCUCGCCCCCGCGCCCCGCCGCGCCCACCCCGCUCCGCGCCGAGAGCUGGAGGAUGAGUUCCCCAGGGUUCGGAUUUAUGAAAAUAUGCAUCAGUUUAAUACUGUCUUGGAAUUCAUGAGAUGGAAGCAUAGGUCAAAGCUGUUUGGAGAAAAUUGGAAGUACAGUUUUAUCUAGCCACAUCUCUGAGGAGUCAGGAAGAAAGCAGUGGAAGUUGGAGUCAUUGUUACGUGAUUGAGACUUUUUACAAGAAAAUCUGAUUGAAUAGAAGUCUUUUAAAUUAGUGACCAUACAAGACCAGUUUUUAAAGGUAACACUGGACAGGAAACGUUAAAAUUGAACAAUGACUCAGCUGUACACUUACAUCAGGUUAUUGGGAGCCUACCUGUUCGUCGUGUCUCAUGUUCAAGGGCAGAAUCUAGACAGUAUGCUCCAUGGUACUGGGAUGAAAUCAGACUCCGAUCAGAAAAAGUCAGAAAAUGGAGUAACCUUAGCACCAGAGGAUACCUUGCCUUUUUUAAAGUGCUAUUGCUCAGGACACUGCCCAGAUGAUGCUAUUAAUAACACAUGCAUAACUAAUGGGCAUUGCUUUGCCAUCAUAGAAGAAGAUGACCAGGGAGAAACCACAUUAGCUUCAGGGUGUAUGAAAUAUGAAGGAUCUGAUUUUCAGUGCAAGGAUUCACCAAAAGCCCAGCUACGCCGGACAAUAGAAUGUUGUCGGACCAACUUAUGCAACCAGUAUUUACAACCUACACUGCCCCCUGUUGUUAUAGGUCCGUUUUUUGAUGGCAGCAUUCGAUGGCUGGCUUUGCUCAUUGCUAUGGCUGUCUGCAUAAUUGCUAUGAUCAUUUUCUCCAGCUGCUUUUGUUACAAACAUUAUUGCAAGAGCAUCUCAAGCAGACGCCGUUACAAUCGUGAUCUGGAACAAGAUGAAGCAUUUAUUCCAGUUGGAGAAUCAUUAAAAGACCUUAUUGACCAGUCACAAAGUUCUGGCAGUGGAUCUGGACUACCCUUAUUGGUUCAGCGAACUAUUGCCAAACAGAUUCAGAUGGUUCGGCAAGUUGGUAAAGGCCGAUAUGGAGAAGUGUGGAUGGGUAAAUGGCGUGGUGAGAAAGUGGCAGUCAAAGUGUUCUUUACCACUGAAGAAGCUAGCUGGUUUCGAGAAACAGAAAUCUAUCAGACUGUGCUGAUGCGCCAUGAAAACAUACUUGGCUUUAUAGCAGCAGACAUUAAAGGCACAGGUUCCUGGACUCAGCUCUAUUUGAUUACUGACUAUCAUGAAAACGGAUCCCUCUAUGACUUCCUGAAGUGUGCGACGCUGGACACCAGAGCCCUGCUCAAGCUGGCCUAUUCGGCUGCCUGCGGUCUGUGCCAUCUCCACACAGAAAUCUACGGCACUCAAGGGAAGCCUGCAAUUGCUCAUCGAGACCUAAAGAGCAAAAACAUCCUCAUCAAGAAAAAUGGGAGUUGCUGUAUUGCUGACCUGGGCCUUGCUGUUAAGUUCAACAGCGACACAAAUGAAGUUGAUGUGCCCCUGAAUACUAGGGUGGGCACCAAGCGCUACAUGGCUCCAGAAGUGCUGGACGAAAGCCUGAAUAAAAGCCAUUUCCAGCCCUACAUAAUGGCUGACAUCUACAGCUUUGGCUUGAUCGUUUGGGAAAUGGCUCGCCGUUGUGUCACAGGAGGAAUAGUCGAAGAGUACCAGUUGCCGUAUUAUAACAUGGUACCCAGUGACCCAUCAUACGAGGAUAUGCGUGAGGUUGUGUGCGUUAAACGUUUGCGGCCAAUUGUGUCUAAUCGAUGGAACAGUGAUGAAUGUCUACGAGCAGUUUUGAAGCUAAUGUCAGAAUGCUGGGCUCACAAUCCAGCCUCCAGACUUACAGCUCUGAGAAUCAAGAAGACACUUGCCAAGAUGGUUGAAUCCCAAGAUGUAAAGAUUUGACAGAUAAAAGGUCAUGAGGAGAAAUUCUAGACUGCAAGAACUGUUUCACCCAAGGAAUGGGUGGAAUUAGAAUAGAAUGAGGAUAGUAACUUGGUUCUCAGACUCUUUCCUCACUACACCUUCACAGGCUGCUAAUGUUUCAGUACUCUGUAGAAUACAAGCUGGGAACUUCUAAACACUUCAUUCUUUGUAUAUGGACAACUUUAUUUUAAAUGUGGUUUUUGAUGCCUUUUUUUUUUAAUUGGAUUUUUAUGAACUGCAUCAAGACUUCAAUCCCAAUUAAUAAGUCUCCAGUCAAACUCUGGGUACUGAAUUACCUGUUCAUAAAAUGGUGCUUUCUGUGAAAGCCUUGAGAAGAUAAAUGAAUUCAGCAGAGAUGGAGAAAUAUACACGUCUGCCUUCUACCUGAAAAAAAUUUAAUCUAUUUGUAUUCUACCUUUGUAAAGCCUAUGGAUUAUGCUCUGUUUGGGAUACAGUACUGCUUAGCUUACGACAGUUUGCCAUGCCUUGGUGGUGUGUGUGUGUCUGUGUACAUACGUGCAUACCAGAGUUCCUCUGCUGCCAUUUGAAUUAGAAGAAGAUAAUUUGUGAAUGCACAGGAAGAUAUUGGUGGCUGUUGGUUUUGUGCUUUAAAAAUGCGUUAUCUGACCGAGAUUUGCCAAUCACAUAAAAGCCAUUUACCUUGCAAGUGAGCUAGCUUCUCCACCAACUUUAUUUUUUAACAUUAAAGUUAAUAUAAAGGCCAAAAGGAAUUAAAAGUGUAUGUAAAUUUGGACUGUUUUCCUCCCACCACAAAAUUUUUUUUUGUUAAUUGUUAUUAUUGUCAUGAAAAGCGUCCUGUCUAAAGUUGGAACUUCCAAUGCCAUGAACCUUCUAAAGAAAACACUUCUUAUUGAAGUGAAUACUGAUUAAUGAGUAUGAUAGCAAUGUAAGUGCCUAUAACCAUAUUCUGUAUUCUUUAUUCUCAGUAACUUUUAAAAGGGAAGUUAUUUAUAUUUCAUGUAUAAUAUGCUUUACUUGCAAAACACCUGCUCCUUUACAACCAUAUUUUAUACAUGUACAUACAUUCAUACUAUAGAAACCAGCUCAUGCGUACCUCAUAUCCCAUCCUUAAGGGAAAAAAAUUAAAAGAUGAUCAGAAAAAUAUAUAAAGUAGAAACUACAUGUAAAAUCUUCACAAUUAAUUCAAAACAGUAUAUCAAAUCUAGGACUUUGUUUAACGUCAGGUAUAGACUUUGAUUAAGAUGCCAUCAUCUCAGUUCUGUUUAUGAAGGGAUCUUCAAAUUAGAAGUUUCUAUCUCAAGAGUUAAUACACAUUGAUCAUCAACUAUUUGAGACAUUUAAAUCAUUUAAAAUUUUUAGUUCUAUGAUUUUGGUUUCAUAAGUUUGUGAAGACAGUGAAGAGUCAGGCAAAAAGUUUGGUAUCUAGUCAGUACCUAUAUCUAUACCGUACAGCUGUUAUUCAGUAACAUAUUUGAAUAUAAUACAUAUUUCAUGAGUGCCUUGUUUACCCAAGGAGUAACUCUGAUCUACUUAUUAUAUUUCUGUAAUGCUUUUUAAAUAUGACUGUCUUACUCUGAAAAAACAACUCAUGGAUGCAUAAAGUGAGAAUAUUCUUGAAUACAGCAUAAAAUAAAUGUGAUUAUUAUAACAACAUAGUGGAAAAAAACUUCAAAGUGGAGGAAUCAGAGCCCGUAUCUGUCCAUUACCAAAAAUGUGAUUGACAUUUAAGGAUGAAACUAUAUAUAUUGGUCAAAUUUCACAAAUUUGAAAUGUGCUUUAACAGUUUUGACCAAGUUUAAUAGUUUGCAUCUAACAUAACUAAAGUUUGGAGUGUUCAUCAAGAUAAGUAAAUUACCCAAUAACUUGCUCUUUGAGAAUGUUUUCCCCAUCACUAUACUGAGAAAUAUAGGUGUUUUAAUCUAACUUGCCAUGUAAUUUGAGAAUAAUUAUGAGCUCUGAUCUAAUUAGAGUUAACCUUGAUUUAUUUUUUAUUUGAUAACUAUAAAUCUUGAAAAUAAUUUGUCAUCCUAAUAAAGGAAAAUGUAAAGAAAGGUGAACUAUUCUUAGAAAUGUUAAAAUAUUAUGUGGAAGCAAAAAUUCCAGGUACUAUAUGACCAUUAUAAUUUUUUAAUUAAAUUGAUCUAUUAAAAAUAUCAAGGACUAACUGUAGAAACUUGUUCAAUAAAAAUAUUUUCUAACAAAAGAUGUUUUUUAAUAUUAAUGGUCCUUAAAGAGCAAAUGAUGUCAUAUUUGAAAUUCUAAAGUCUAAAAAAAGCUGCAUGAAACCUAUUUUUUCUCUCCUUUUACUCUUCUUAAGGUUCUGACUUCAUAUUUAAAGAGUAAAAGAGGAAGUAUUUCAUAGCACCAUAGAUAACUUGUAAAACCCUUGAAGUCAUUAUUUGGUCCUGCUUACAACUUAGCAUCUUAAAAAUUUGUAGCUUUUGUCCUCUCAUCCCUUUAAGUAAAGCAUAAAAACAAAAAACCAAAGCAACCUGAAUAUAACAAAACUUAAUCUUCCCUCAAAGAAAAGUCUCCUUAUGAAUUCUCUUUCUGCUGGUAAAUAUCUCUAGAAUCAAAGGCAUACUAGGAUUGACUUCAGUGUGUCUAUUCUAAGCUUUCCCUGUGUUUCUUAUUGGACAAGUUUCUGAAGCAUAAAAUUUGAAUCUGGUUUCUCUGGAAUUGUUUUCACAAAAGAUACUGCAAUCACCAUUUUAAAUUGCCUUUCCAAUUUCAGGAGUGUUUUUGACCUUAAAAAGUGACUUAAGGUUUUUGGAAAUGAUGUUUUCCUAGAAUGUGCCAGAUGUUUAAUUUAUUCACUGUAUAAAAAAAAUAUUUGGUAUCUGUUUUCCCCCAGAUGCUUUGCUUUUGUUUAGAACAAAAAUGCAAUUCAGUUUAAAGAAUCAUGCAUCCCUAAGUUGGCCCAAGAUCAAAUUUGAAUAAUUUAUUCCAGGCAAGAUUUUAUAAAUUAAAUUACCUGUGUUUCAUGUUGUUUUGAAAUGUUUCUAAAUAUCUAAGAUAAUUUAGACUGCAGAAAUAUGAGUUAAUUUUUUAAAAAGAUUGUUGCAGCUCUUGUACUGUUUAAAAGGGGUGAUAUUUAUUGGUUGCUUGGGUCAGACGUUAAAAUAGUAGUGUAGCAGUUCAUCUUCUUGCCUCAGUGCUGUUAUGAGAGUCCCAGUGAAAACCGCAGAGAGCGCUGACAUAUUCAUAAAAAUCAAACCUAGGGCCGCAUCACAUGAAGUUUCGUGUAAUGAUUGUCCCAUAAGGAAAGUAUGUGAAUACUGCUUUUGCAAAGGAUUAAAUAUAUUGUAAUUUUAGCUUGUGCUCUGUACUAUGCUUUCAAUGGAAUUAUUUAAGCCCAUUUGGUGACUGUUGUCCUUGCCCAUUUUAAAAACUAAAGUGUAGUAUAUAUUGUAUAAAAUGAAAGUAUCAUUAUAGCUUAAUUAGGAAAGUUGUACAUAAACACUGAAAAGGGUUAAAAACAGGCAGUUUUAUUAUGCAAUUGUAAAACACCAAAAAUAUAGAUUCAUCUUUGAUAUGUAAUACACUAAAUGUAUUUUGUACAGCAUCUGGUUUAAAAGGUGCCUUAUUAAGUUUACCAUUGAUUGCUUUGUUCUAUAUAUAGAUUACAUGCAAUGUAUCAUUUCUAAGUAAAUAACCUUAUUUUAGUAUACUUUAGUGAUGUGUUUUGUGAAACUCUGCUUUGACUAUCUUGUGUGUCAGAAGUUCGUGUCUGAUGAAAUAACAACUAAGUUAGUGUGCGUGCUGAUGUCCCUGAGAUGCACAUUUCAUCCACCAGAAACCCAGUAUGGGCCACAGGCAGGUAAGUGACCACACACUCUUUCCUUUAUGUAGAUAAAUUAUAAGAUGAAUUAUAAGCCUAUUAUAGCUGAGGGUUAUUUUCCUUAAAAUUUCUUUUCUAAUUCUAAAAAUAUGUACACAUUACAGAAAUUUAAGAAAACCUAGGAAAGAAGAAAGAAACAAAUGAAAUCAUUCAAAAUCCUAUUGCCAGAUAGUGCCGCUACUUACAUCUGAAUGUUUCUUUUCGAUCUUUUUUGCUGCUGCAUAUUGUUUACAAUGUUAAGAUCACAGUGUGUUGUUGUAUAUCAAUUGAAAAUAUAAUCUUUUAAAAAAUUGA
Messenger RNA from Capra hircus (goat), 6287 nucleotides. RefSeq names its product bone morphogenetic protein receptor type 1A (gene BMPR1A). Gene Ontology annotation, molecular function: transforming growth factor beta receptor activity, type I; SMAD binding; ATP binding. NCBI's taxonomy places the organism in Eukaryota, Metazoa, Chordata, Mammalia, Artiodactyla, Bovidae. Gene Ontology annotation, cellular component: signaling receptor complex; plasma membrane. The coding region runs from base 551 to 2149 and encodes 532 amino acids. The transcript is spliced from 13 exons. The record is from RefSeq and is a predicted model, not a curated record. Gene Ontology annotation, biological process: dorsal/ventral pattern formation; cellular response to growth factor stimulus; BMP signaling pathway.